Durotheca rogersii is the source of this 2734-nucleotide messenger RNA. Its product is annotated as amino acid transporter. Bases 209 to 2002 code for a protein of 597 amino acids. Gene Ontology annotation, cellular component: membrane. Gene Ontology annotation, molecular function: L-amino acid transmembrane transporter activity. Lineage: Eukaryota; Fungi; Ascomycota; Sordariomycetes; Xylariales; Xylariaceae. The record is from RefSeq and is a predicted model, not a curated record. The transcript has 8 exons. Gene Ontology annotation, biological process: amino acid transmembrane transport.
GGUUCCUCCUACCCUUCUGCUCGCCACGUGCGUCGUGCGCGACAGCGCGUCCCCUCCCUCCCCCCCCCCCCCCCCCCCGGCAGUCGAGACAUAUAUAUCUUGCCCGACAUCCCCCAAUCCAACCUCUCCUCCAGGUUCCAUCCAUUCGAGCUGAGCUGAUCCUAGCUGAGACGAAAGCGCGGAAUUGGAAGGCUGUUUUCGUCUAACCAUGGGGCUCCCUAACUUCUGGUCGCGGCCGACCGUGUCUGAGGUCCCAGCAGGCGCCGACGCCAACGUAUCCAGCACCGAUGUCUCUGUCCUCCACGACGGCAACCUCGCCUACACGGUUGAGAAGGCGGGCAAUGGGUCGAAGCCGUCCUACCAGGAGGUUACCGGCGCGCCUGUCGAGUCCAGGUCACCGCUGGGGUACCACGUCGGGUGGCUGACCGUGAUCUUUCUCAACGUCAACCAGAUGAUUGGCACCGGUAUCUUCUCAACUCCCGGGACUAUUUUGAACAGGACGGGCUCCAUCGGCCUCGCCCUGAUAUACUGGACGAUCGGUGUCCUACUAGCUAUCGCUGGCUUCAGCGUGUACCUCGAGCUCGCUAGCUACUUCCCGAAUCGGUCGGGCUCCGAAGUCGUGUACCUCGAGCAGGAAUACCCGCGGCCGAAGCAUUUCUUCCCGAUCACUUUCGCCGUGUUCAACGUGCUGCUGUCGUUUAGCAGCAGCAACGCCAUCGUCCUGGCUCGAUAUCUGUUCCGAGCAGCCGGCCAGACGCCGACCGACUGGCAGCUCAAAGGCGUCGCGGUGGCGGCCUACACGUUGGCAAGCUUGUGUGUGAUACUUCACAAUAAAUACUCGCUCUGGUUAAUGAACUUCCUCGGCGUCCUGAAAAUCAUCACCUUGAUCUUCACAAGCAUUACCGGCCUCGUGGUUUUGGGCGGGAAUUUAAGCCACAUCCCGGACCCGGGUGCUAAUUUCCGCAAUGCCUUCGAGGGCACCACGACGAACGGUAACGAUCUCGCGGUGGCUUUGGUGAACAUCCUCUUCUCGUACGCCGGCUACACCAACGCCUUCAACCUCGUCAACGAGAUCAAGAACCCGAUCCGAACUCUCAAGAUACACGGCGCCAUAUCGAUCUCCAUCGUCAGCCUGCUGUACAUGCUCUGCAAUAUUGCGUACUUCGCCGCUGUGCCGAAGGAAGAGUUUGCCAGUUCCCGGGAGAUCGCGGCGGCGGUCUUCUUCGUUUCGGUCUUCGGUCGGGGCGGUGCCGAGAAAGCCCUGAACGUUUUGGUCUUGUUGAGCGCGUUCGGGAACCUCCUUGCCGUACUAAUCGGCCAGUCGCGAGUGAUCCGUGAGAUCGGACGACAAGGCACACUCCCCUUCACCAAAUUCUGGGUGUCGACGAAGCCUUUCGGGACCCCGAUCGGCCCGUAUAUUUUGAAGUGGGCGAUGACCUUGGUCAUGAUUCUUGCUCCUCCCGCAGGCGACGCGUUUCAGUUCAUUAUCAGUUUAAGAGCAUACCCAGAUGGAAUAUUCAACCUCUUCCUCGCGUUCGGGGUGUACUUGGUCCGGCACCGUCACAAACGCCUCGGACGAUCGGCUCCCGAGUUCAGGGCGUGGCACAUCGUCGUGAUCUUCUACAUCCUGAUCCAGGUCUACGUCCUAGCGACACCAUGGAUACCUCCGAAGGGCGGCCCCUACGCUGGCGAGGUCUCGUUCUGGUACGCGACGUACUGCGUGGUCGGCAUCGCCAUCAUCAUCGUAUGCGCGCUGUACUAUGUCUUCUGGAUGCAUCUGUUGCCGAAGUGGAAAGGGUACGAGAUCCGGCAGGAGAUUCUCAACGUCGAAAACGAAGGCGCCAAUACCCACAGGCUCGUCAAGGUGCCGCUGCAAGAGCUGGGGAAAUGGGACGAGGAGCACGACGAGGCGGGCCGCUUGCGACGGAGACACCACGGAGCUUCGGCGCGGUCGUCAGACGGGGACGACGGUAACGACCAGCACGAGCCGAAGGCAGUCUAGUCGGAGGGUGGUUCGGCGGCUUGGUUUUGAUUGCGGUGGCAUGUGCCCAGCCGAGGGCGGUGUAGAUAUUCCUGGGGGUAAUGUCGGGUAGAGUAGAGAACGGCUCUGCAGAUCAAUCAGCUACGUUGUUCAGAAGACUAGCUAGGUCGACGACAGGUGAACAUCAACAGAGCCCAUACCAGAUCCAGAAUAGGCGCUUCCACCGACGCCUUCAGCCCCGAACCUCUUGGCAGAGUGCGAAAUUAGCCCCCAUCCAGCCUGUGUUUCCAGCGAAGCUUCUGAUGGUGGCAUGGACUCCGGAGAGAAAUCCCCGGGUAGGGUGAAAUAUGCGAUCUAGUGCUUCCCCCUCUGAUUGAAUGUGUGGACACACCUCUCAGGUACCUCGGUAGGAAGAUAGGUAUGCAUGUAGCGCGUGGUAUUGUACCUAAGACAGGCCGAGUUCGGGAUACAAGGAUGCAUCAACAUAAAAUCUCCCCAUGGGGGAGAUUACUUACGGCACAGUUAGCACACAACUUGCCAACGGCACCAACGCGCCACCGUUGGUGAGUCCACGCCACCGGAUUCAUAAAUAUUGGCAAAGAGCAGGAAUGCCGUCGGGAUUCUGCUGCGCGGCUUUUCCCCGCCACCCGCGCUGUCGGAAUCUCGAAAAACAAUGUAUGCCAUGGCGACUCUCCCCCUUGCUCUCUCUUUCUCUUUCUCUCUCUCUCUCUUUCUCUUUCUCUCUCUCUCUCU